Messenger RNA from Hemicordylus capensis (graceful crag lizard), 1303 nucleotides. RefSeq names its product cms1 ribosomal small subunit homolog (gene CMSS1). The record is from RefSeq and is a predicted model, not a curated record. The transcript has 10 exons. Gene Ontology annotation, cellular component: nucleus; 90S preribosome. The coding region runs from base 217 to 1086 and encodes 289 amino acids. Lineage: Eukaryota; Metazoa; Chordata; Lepidosauria; Squamata; Cordylidae.
AAGUACUAAGACUGCAACCAUCCCCUCCGCGAGUGCGGAACGACAUUAGCAAUUUCCUGAGGCCGCCAGAGGCUGAACUUCGGAAGUCCAACCCAUACACGCCUCUAUGGGCGGAUUUUCCUCAUUCGGCCGUGGCGUCCUUGGAGCUAUCGCUGUUGCUCCUCCUAUUCUCCGAGUAGUGGCGGCGGCGUGGCCUGUAGUAGACCUGAAGGCAGCAUGGGGGACACGCUAGAUGAGCCCUGGUGGGAAACACGUGAGGCGAGGAGCAGCAGUCCAGGUACCGGGGCAGGAGGAGCUGCUGAAUCCAUGGAAGAAGCCACUGGUUCAAGUAAAGAAAUUCAGCAAUGUGCAAAUCCUGAGGCUGUUUCCUCAAAGAAAAGAAAACAGCCUAAAGAAUGUUACCCUACUGCAGAAAAAGAGCAGUCCAAGGAGAAAGAAGAAAGUGAAGUGAAACCAAAAAGGAGGAGAAAGAAGAAAAUUUCUGAGAUUCUUGCAAAAUCAUCUCCCAAACCAGGAGCCCCAGAAGACUUGCAAAAACUCCUUAAGGAACACUUUGGUGCUAAACGUUCAGUGAUUGAAUUAGAAGAAUUAAAAUUGCCAGAUGCCUGCUUUCUCCCUGCCAAUGACCUCACUCACAGUUUUUCUUCCUACCUGAAGGAAAUCUGCCCCAAAUGGGCGAAGCUCCGUAAAAACCACAAGGAGAAGAAGUCAGUGGUGAUGCUGAUAAUGUGCAGUUCUGCUCUUCGCUGUCUGGAACUCAUCAAGUCAAUAACAGCAUUCAAAGGAGAUGGCAAGGUUAUGAAAUUGUUUGCAAAACACAUAAAAAUACAAGAACAGGUGAAGAUGCUGGAGAAAGGUGUCAUCCAUGUGGGUGUUGGGACACCUGGAAGGAUAAAAGCACUUGUAGAGCAAGAGGGCCUUAACCUGACAUCCUUGAAGUACCUCAUCUUAGACUGGAAUUGGAGAGACCAGAAGUUAAGAAGAUUAGUCGACAUCCCUGAGAUAAGGAAAGAAACAAUUGAGCUUCUGGAGAUGGAACUGAUCAAACUGUGCAGAGAGGGCUCUGUGAAGUUGGGACUCUUCUAAUUAAAUACAACCUGUAUAGCGGAAUUCAACUCAUCCUCCAGUCUGUACUUUUUAUACUGCUAUGAGAACUAUUUUGCUGAGAGGUGUUAUGUAGAUAUUAUAAGUAUUAACAAUGCAUUGCAUUGCAGCUGGACAAGUUGAGGCGUUUCACUUUUUAAAUGCCUGACAGAUGUACGUGUUGGAUUCUUUUUUCUAAUAAAACAACCUUUUGCACAUA